Molecule: messenger RNA, 1000 nt
Organism: Alosa sapidissima (American shad)
Lineage: Eukaryota; Metazoa; Chordata; Actinopteri; Clupeiformes; Clupeidae
Gene: paxx
Product: PAXX non-homologous end joining factor
Exons: 7
Coding region: 99-704 (201 amino acids)
Biological process (GO): double-strand break repair via nonhomologous end joining
Cellular component (GO): site of double-strand break; nucleus; nonhomologous end joining complex
Molecular function (GO): molecular adaptor activity
Source: RefSeq, a predicted model, not a curated record
CGUUUUGUUCUGCAACUCAUUUGCUUACUGCUAGCCAGGCUUCUUUCGUGGCUUCAUGAGUGAUUUCAAAUCAUUUGUCCUUGGCAUAGUCCUUUACAAUGGAUCAAAGUACUGCUAUGUCAAAGCUUUUCUUCACAGUGUCAGAUAAAACAGACGGAUCCAAGUAUUUAUGUUAUAUUCACGACUGCGCAGGUGAUUUAAAUAUAGGAGUGACAGAUGCAGAAGAUGUAUGGAAAACAAGAAUAACUGAUGAGAUAAAGGCCCAACUUCUGAAAUACUACUCCUUGAAAUCAAUAGAAGACUGCCUUAUGAAAUUGAGAUCGUCAUGUGGUAAAGGAAAGGCCUCUGUGUCAGUGGAGGAGGAGCAGGUGAUCCUCCAUCUUGGGCCUUCACCAAUAGACUUGACCAUGACCCUGUCCAAACUCUGUGAGGUUGACGGAAAAGUUGAGCUGAAGGAGCUUCUGUUUAGGAUGGCUGACAACUUGAGUCAUUGGCAGGGCGCUGAAGGACCUCAGACAUUGCACAGCCCUGGGAAGAACUCUCACAAGAGAGAUAAUGAGUUUGCACCUCGAAAACAGAGCAGUAAUGGCCCUUCUGUAGGGUCCCGCAAGCGCUUUCCAGGAGACUCUUUGAUCAACCCAGGAACGAGAAGCAAGCGACCUGCAACUGGUGUGGCUUUUGAUGACGACGGUGAUGAAGUAUAAUGAUGGAGAUGGGGAUUAUGAGGAUGAUGCUCAAAUUGAGCUUUUAAUCUAACAUGUCUGGCUUUUGAAGCAGUCUCCCACUUUAACCAUUGUAAAGCUGCAGUGAACUCUCAUGAAUGUUCUUUUAAACUCAACUCAACACUAUAUACUGAAAGGUUUUUAAACAUCUAUUUUUAUCACUUUGGAAAAUGACUGCUUCUAAAAUACCCAGUUAUGAUGAUGCCUUAUCUAUUAUUGAAUAUCUAUUUGCUUUUACAUUACUUAUGAAAAUGUGUUAUACCUCAAAUAAAUAUGAA